This is a messenger RNA of Cynocephalus volans (Philippine flying lemur), 1995 nucleotides long. RefSeq names its product small integral membrane protein 14 (gene SMIM14). Gene Ontology annotation, cellular component: endoplasmic reticulum. Lineage: Eukaryota; Metazoa; Chordata; Mammalia; Dermoptera; Cynocephalidae. The transcript is spliced from 5 exons. The coding region runs from base 288 to 587 and encodes 99 amino acids. The record is from RefSeq and is a predicted model, not a curated record.
UGCUGGGGUCUCGUGGUGUUGGAAGCUGUUACGCUGUAGCCCCGUGGGAUCCGGUAGAUCCGGGUCUCGUGGUUAAGAGUGACGUGGUCAAUCGAAUGAAAACAGAGUAAGGGGAAGAAGCCGGCCGCCAGGAGCAGCAGCGAUAGCGGCGUCCUGAGUAGCUGCAGCGUUCCGGAAGCACCAGGCGGUUUUUCUGCCGAGCCUGGGUCCUGGCUCCCACCCUCCCCUCCCCGCCGGUUGUUGUCUGGGCGGAUUUAAACUGUCAAGUAAAAUCAAGCUGGGUAAUCAUGGCAGAAGGUGGAUUCGAUCCUUGUGAAUGUGUUUGCUCUCAUGAACACGCGAUGAGAAGGCUGAUCAAUCUGUUGCGCCAGUCCCAGUCCUACUGCACAGACACGGAAUGUCUUCAGGAAUUACCAGGACCCUCUGGUGAUAAUGGUAUCAGUAUUACUAUGAUCUUGAUGGCCUGGAUGGUUAUUGCACUGAUCUUGUUCUUACUGAGACCUCCUAAUCUAAGAGGAUCCAAUCUACCUGGAAAGCCAUCCAGUCCUCAUAAUGAACAAGAUCCACCAGCUCCUCCUGUGGACUAACUUUGUGAUAUGGAAAGUGAAAAUAGUUAAUACCUUGCACGACCAAACGAACGAAGAUAACCAGAGUACUCUUAACCCCAUUAGAACUGUUUUUCCUUUUUGCAUCUGCAAUAUGGGAUGGUAUUGUUUUCAUGAGCUUCUAGAAAUUUCACUUGCAAGCUUAUUUUUGCUUCCCAUGUUAUCACCAUUCCUAUUUACAGUAUAUCUGAGUAAAUGAUUAUAUGUUAAAAAAAAAGUUACAUGGGGCUUUUUUGGUUGUCCUAAACUUAAACAUUCCACUCAUUCUGUUUGUAACUGUGAUCAUAAUUUUUGUGAUGAUUUCUGGCCUGAUUGAAGGAAAUUUGAGAUCUCUGCAUUUAAAUAUUUUAAAUAGUUUUGAUAGGUUUUUAAAUUGCUUUUUUUCAUAAGGUAUUUAUAAAGUUAAUUUGGGGUUGUCUGAGAUUGUAUGAAAGAAAAUUAGAACCACACUGUAUUUACAUUUACCUUGGUAGUUUAUUGUGGGUGGCAGUUUUCUCUAGUUCUUGAUACUGUGGCAGCUCUUGUAGUAUUUUACAAAUUAUGGCUGAAAUCUAUAUCAUCCAUUACAGCUGGCUUAUGUGGCUAGAAUAGGAUAGAAGAGAUGAAGUGGUUGUUUACUAAUUUUUUUUACUCCCAUUAAAAAUGUUUAAUUUUAAGAAAACUUUAAACACAAUUGAUCAAUAUGGUGGGUGAUUUACAGUCCAUUAUAUGACCUUCGUAAGCCACUGUACACUAACUAGCCUUACGAAGUUCAUGAAAGGAGGAAAAAAGAUAAUUCUUUCUGCCUUUGCCAAAUAUAAUCUAUAUAAUAUUAAUUUAAACUAUAAUUUAUUUUUAAAAUGAGUGCCUCUCAGGAAGCUUCUAUUCUGUUCUAACACUUCCCUGUUAAAAUGAAAUCAUCUUGAAGCUGUAUUGUGGCCUCUUAGAUUACUGAUAUUUGAAUGCCUCUUGAUUUGCUUACUCCAUUUUCUAUUGAAGAAAAUUUUGAAAUUUUUUCUUCUGAGUUUUAAAAAUUUUCAACGAAUUCUUGGUUUAUUCCAAGGGAAAAGGAGGAAAAUGAGAAACAAUCAAGGAUCUUUCUCUUACACCUGUCACAUUUCUGUUUGGUAAUGGGAUGUACUGGGGUGGGAAGGAAUAUUAAUAGAAGUGAAAUUUUAAAAUGUAUAAAAAAGUAAAAGGUUGCAUUGUGAAUACAAUAGCAUAAAAAAUGUCUGCAGUGAUUAUGUGGUUAUGGAAUUUUUUUCUAGCAAAUGAUUGCAGAUGAUUUAUGGGGGAUAGAAGAUAUUUUGCUAUCAAUGUAAGGAUUUUUACCCCCUAGGACAGUCUAGCUUUUCACUGUAUAGAUCUGAGGAAUUACUUGUAUGAACUGAAUAAACUUCUCUAUAUCCUU